AUGGACAUAAACCUAGAAGAAAGAUCAUACACCUCCCCACUUUUGCGCUACAUAUACAAAAAGGACCAGAAAUUAAGUAAGAAAAAUGGGGAAGGAAAGAACAAUGGAUUUAUACCGUUCAGCAUUAGAUUAAGUAGUUUACCAAUAAAGAAUACUAGUGAUAACAAAUAUAUGUCAAACAUAAAUUCAUUAAAUAUAAUUAGCAUGUUGCCGUUAUCUUUAUUUUCAAAUUAUAAUAGUAACAAUAUGAGUUCAACAGAUAUUUUAUUUUUACCAAAAUUUUCCACUUUUCUUUUUUUUACAAUACCUAUAUUCGUGAUGCUUCCAAAUUUGACCUUAUACACAAAGCACUGGUUUUUCUUUGCCCCCAAAUAG
This is a messenger RNA of Plasmodium malariae, 375 nucleotides long. Its product is annotated as conserved Plasmodium protein, unknown function. The record is from RefSeq and is a predicted model, not a curated record. The coding region runs from base 1 to 375 and encodes 124 amino acids. NCBI's taxonomy places the organism in Eukaryota, Apicomplexa, Aconoidasida, Haemosporida, Plasmodiidae. The transcript has a single exon.